AUGGCUGAUCUCAAGGCGUUGCCUAAAGGGAAGUGGUUCUGUUGCAACGAUUGCAAGAGAAUUAAUUUGGUUUUGAAAAAUUUGCUUGCCCAUGAACCCGAAACGCUCCGUGAUGAUAUGUUGACUAUUGUUAAGGAGAGACAAAAGAACGACAGUAACAAUUCAGAAUCAGAAACCACUUCGAAUCCGGAAAUGAAGUUUGUCGUUCUUAAAGGCAAAAACGCCCCCAGUGAAGCUAGGAAACUGUUGGCACAAGCCGUCAACAUUUUUCAUGAAGGGUUUCACCCCAUUGUUGAUGCAACUAGUGGACGCGAGUUUAUUCCUUCAAUGGUGUAUGGAUACCACUAG
This is a messenger RNA of Helianthus annuus (common sunflower), 348 nucleotides long. RefSeq lists its product as uncharacterized. Lineage: Eukaryota; Viridiplantae; Streptophyta; Magnoliopsida; Asterales; Asteraceae. The coding region runs from base 1 to 348 and encodes 115 amino acids. The record is from RefSeq and is a predicted model, not a curated record. The transcript is spliced from 4 exons.